Molecule: messenger RNA, 1164 nt
Organism: Caenorhabditis remanei
Lineage: Eukaryota; Metazoa; Nematoda; Chromadorea; Rhabditida; Rhabditidae
Exons: 3
Coding region: 1-1164 (387 amino acids)
Molecular function (GO): oxidoreductase activity
Source: RefSeq, a predicted model, not a curated record
AUGCUAGAACUGAUUUACAUACCACCACUUUUAUGCCUACUUUACUUCCUUUUGCGUCGUUUCGUCCUGGAAAACUUCUACGUGGAAUCAAGCGGCAAGUAUGUGUUGAUAACCGGUUGUGACAGCGGUUUUGGACGUCGUCUCGCAAUACAGCUUCUUGAUAAGCGUGUAAAUGUAUUUGCUGCAUGUUUCACACAACAAGGAAUCUCCAGUCUUCAAAACGAGUGGAACCUCAUAAAAGGAGCAAAGGGACAUUUGUACACUAUCCAAUUGGAUGUUACCAAUCAAGCCAGUGUGGAUGCAGCUAAACAAUUCGUUGUGAAAGUUCUCGAUGAGCAAAAAGCGAAACUGUGGGGACUUGUGAAUAAUGCAGGAAUCUUCUCAAUCCAUGGGCCCGAUGAUUGGUGUAGUGUAGAUGAAUACUCAACUUCUCUGAAUGUUAACACGCUUGGAGCUGUUAGAAUGUGUCAUGCAUUCGUUCCUUUGGUUAAGAAAAGUAGAGGAAGAGUUGUCACGAUGGGGUCAACUGCUGGUAGACUUCAUGGCUUAUACGUGGCUCCAUAUGUCACUGCGAAGUUUGCUGUGGAGGCGUAUAUGGACUGUUUGAGAUUGGAGAUGAGACAGUAUGGAGUGUCAGUUCAUAUUUUGGAGCCAGGAUGUUUCAAGACGGAAUUAUUGAAUCAGGAUGCACAGAGAAUGAGAAUUCAAAGAAUUUGGAAUAACUUGUCAGCAGAGACUAAAGAGGAAUAUGGAGAGGAUUACAGAAGAAAUUUCGAAACUGCCUGGGAAUCUGGUGUUAAUGUCGUUGCUAAUCCAAACAUCGGAUGGGUGGUUGACUGUUACUCUCAUGCUCUCUUCUCCUGGUGGCCACGUCUCCGCUACUGUCCGGGAUGGGAUGCUAUCUUCAUGUUCAUCCCAUUGAGUGUCUUCCCAACAGCUCUUCAAGACUGGAUCCUGGCUGGCCUCUAUCGUUUGAGCCCUGGACCAUCCUUGACUCCAGCAGUGUUGGUGAAGAAUAAGAAGCGAAGAACACCAGUCCAAUGGAUUCAAUUUCUGUCUCAACUCGCCAUCAUUCCUCUUCUCUACACCAUCUUCUUUGUGAAAAAUACUCAGAAACAGACUGUGGAGACAGCUCAUCCACAUAAUGUAACCGUUACGGAGUGA